Molecule: messenger RNA, 1897 nt
Organism: Branchiostoma floridae (Florida lancelet)
Lineage: Eukaryota; Metazoa; Chordata; Leptocardii; Amphioxiformes; Branchiostomatidae
Product: cytochrome P450 4F11-like
Exons: 12
Coding region: 44-1399 (451 amino acids)
Molecular function (GO): heme binding; monooxygenase activity; oxidoreductase activity, acting on paired donors, with incorporation or reduction of molecular oxygen
Source: RefSeq, a predicted model, not a curated record
CCAGCUCCUGCCAGAUGAGAGUAGCUGGCCUGUGCUGAAGCAGAUGAUGAGAGACUACAGUUCUCACGUGCUCCAGCUGUGGGUGGGGCCGUUCCUCCCUCUCUUCAUCUUCUGUCACCCAGAGACAAGCAGGGCCAUUCUCUCCACCUCAGAGCCUAAAGACGAGCUCUUCUAUGGCUUCAUUAAACCAAUGAUAGGUGAUGGCUUGCUGCUAAGCCAUGGCAGUAAGUGGCACAGGAACCGCCGACUGCUGACUCCCGCCUUCCACUUCGAGAUCCUCAAGCCCUACGUCACACUGUUCUCACAGUCCACAAACGUGCUGAUCGACAAAUGGACCAAGCUUGGCUCUGGAUGCUCUGUGGAGAUGUUUGAACACGUCAGCCUGAUGACUCUGGACAGCAUCCUGAAAUGUAGUCUCAGUUACCAUAGCAACUGCCAGACUGACAGCCAGUCCAGCGCGUACAUCCGUGCUGUGUAUGACAUCACGAGGCUGUUUGUCGAGCGUAUUCGCUUUCCGCCGUACUACAGUGACUUCAUCUACUCGCUCAGCCCCAGUGGCCGCAGGUUGCCAAAGCUAGGUUCACAUUUUAACCUGAGCCAAGUGGAGAAGUUUUAUAAGGCCUGUGAUUUGAUUCACAACUUCUCCGAGAACGUCAUCAGGGAGAGAAAGGCACAGCUUGCUGAAGUAAAGAAGUUGGGCUUGCCCAGAAGAGGGAAGGGAAAGUGUCUGGACUUCUUGGACAUCCUCCUAGAAGCUAGGGAUGAGGAUGGCACAGGCCUGACGGACGCGGAGAUCCGAGACGAGGUGGACACGUUCCUGUUCGAGGGUCACGACACCACGGCCAGCGGGAUCUCCUGGGCCUUGUACCACCUGGCCAAACACCCGGAGUACCAGGACAGGUGCAGAGGGGAGGCGGAAGGGCUGCUGCAGGGACGGACAGAGAUGAGCUGGGAGGACAUGAGUAAACUGCCCUUCACCACCAUGUGUAUUAAGGAGAGUCUGAGACUGAGGCCCCCAGUCCCCGGUAUCGGCCGAACCCUCACCCAGACUCUGGCCUUACCAGACGGGAAGAAAAUUCCAGCAGGUUUCCAGGUGCUUACUGGCAUCAUGACUGCCCACAGGAACCCUCUCAUCUGGCCGGACCCGGAGGUGUACGACCCUCUCCGGUUCUCCCCUGAGAACUCCAAGGACAGACACUCCCACGCCUUUAUUCCAUUCUCGGCUGGACCGAGGAACUGUAUCGGCCAGCACUUUGCCAUGAAUGAGAUGAAGGUUGCCGUUGCCCUGAUCCUGCAGAGCUUCCAACUGGAGCCGCACGGACCGCCGCCAUUUUACGAGGAACGUAUCGUCCUUCGUGCCCGAAACGGCAUCUGGCUAAAGUUACAUAAGAGGGAGUAGCACAAAGGAAAGCCAGUACAACCUGCUGUUGAUUUCUACUAUUACCUGGGGGUAUUAAUUGUUUGAUAUCAUUUUACAAUUCUCCAGAGCUAAAUGCAACAAAUUGCGUCUUGAAACUCAAAUUUUAUCAUUCAUAUCUCUAUGGUCUCCAUCAAUGUGUCAUUGGAAAGGUUUAAAAUUAUGAUACUACAUGUAGUACCAUAUUUCUGUAGUACUGUGGAAAUCAUGAAAAUAAAGCCACUGCCAACAUCUUGAGACUUGCAAUACAUACCAGUAGGAGAACUGCUUGUUGUUAUUCCAUAUGCCCUAAAAGAUUGAUAAAUAAAUAUACAGAUAUGUAUAGCCAUUACAUACUAGAAAAUGUGAUGCAAAAAUCAUGUGACGCUUUGUAAAGCAGCCUGGUUACAACGUUGUUAAUGUAACUUGGGAUGGUGAUUUCAUUUCUGCUGGGUUACAAAAUCUUUUCUAUACUAAGUUAUUUGAUUAAAAUUGUGGUCA